UUGACACAUUGCCUCUCGUUUUCCAUAUAUUUUUAUGCAGAGACUUCCACACAGUCACUCUGUCUCCCAAACCCUUGCCAAAAUGGGGGCGAAUGCGAAGUGUCUAAUGAUGCUCCAGGUGGUUACCAAUGCAUCUGUCUUGAACCCUACGGUGGUCGCAAUUGCACCAUUGAGAACCCCACUUGUAUUGACCAGCCCUGUCUGAACGGCGGUGUCUGUGAGGAUAUGCCAAAUCGACAGUUCAAGUGCUUUUGCCGUCCUGGCUUCGCGGGUAGGCCACUGGACUCCUCACUUGGUUACAUGCACGAAGUGGAAGUAUGUUGCGACGCUAUUUUUUCUUUUGCAGGUUUAAGGUGCGAAUUUGAGGACCCCUGCCUGGUGAAACCCUGCAAAAAUGGAGGUAUAUGCUUCUCUAACAACCUUGGAAAACGGGAGUGUCAGUGUCCAGCUGGUUUCACGGGCGAGGAUUGCAGUGUGGAUAUAAACGAAUGCGAGGUCGAAGAAAGAUCUCCCUGCGAACCAAAUGGCAUCUGCAUUAAUGAGGCGAGAAUUACUGCUUUUUGCAGAGUUUUAUUUAAAUUUAGCCUUAUAAUUGCAGCCAUCUUAAUGCAUUCUUGGCCAAUGCCUGGAGGAUAUCGAUGCGAGUGUUUAGACGGCUACACAGGAGUCCGGUGUGAAAUUUUUGUGCCAAGCUGCGAAUCCAAUCCCUGUAAGAACGGCGGCGUCUGUAAGGACAGAGGGGACCAUUUUGAGUGCCUCUGCCCACUUGGUGAGUCCCUGAAAUGGCACCAAGGCAGCUAUAAUGGCGGUGGUAGAAGCAGCCAGUAUGAGAUGUGCCAAAACGAUACAUACAAAGUGAUGAUAGGAUGA
Molecule: messenger RNA, 870 nt
Organism: Hydatigera taeniaeformis
Lineage: Eukaryota; Metazoa; Platyhelminthes; Cestoda; Cyclophyllidea; Taeniidae
Source: the annotation of a GenBank genome assembly